Phymastichus coffea is the source of this 1016-nucleotide messenger RNA. RefSeq names its product homeobox protein Hox-B7-A (gene lms). Gene Ontology annotation, biological process: regulation of DNA-templated transcription; central nervous system development; neuron differentiation. The record is from RefSeq and is a predicted model, not a curated record. NCBI's taxonomy places the organism in Eukaryota, Metazoa, Arthropoda, Insecta, Hymenoptera, Eulophidae. The transcript is spliced from 5 exons. Gene Ontology annotation, molecular function: DNA-binding transcription factor activity, RNA polymerase II-specific; DNA binding. Bases 88 to 999 code for a protein of 303 amino acids.
CUGGCGAACGCAGCGCAGCUUUGUCCUUGCGCUUAUCGUCCGCAAGCUUUGCGAGUGCUUGGCGACCUUGCGAAGUGAUUGUGAACUAUGUCGGAGGACAGCGACCGAGUUGCCGAGGACACGACCAAGAGCUACCGAACGGACGUUCCCAAAGUUUCCUUCAGUAUCGAGAGACUGCUGGCGCCAUGCAACAAGCUCGUUUGUGCGCGCGACAGUAGUUACGACAAAGUGGAGUUUUAUUCAAAUGUCUAUUCGACGAUGCCCCCUGCUCGCUUGGCCUGCUCAAAUGCUGACGAGCAGGAGUCGCUGAUAGUCCACCCUGACUCAUCCGUGAUGAUUUCGGAAGAGAUUGAAUUCCACGAGUCGGACAUGGGGUGUUCAACGUCACCGGAUCCGGAAAUUCAUUACGAGGCCUGCACGAGCAGCUACGGAGCCAACUCGACGUCGGCGUUGUGCGAGGAUCGCGAGGAGCUGCCGGAGCGCAGCUCCAGCGCGGCGAGCGACGACGAGCGCAAAAAGCGUCCGCGCACCGCCUUCACGGCCACUCAGAUCAAGUCGCUGGAGGCCGAGUUCGAGAGGAACAAGUACCUGAGCGUCGCCAAGAGACUGCAGCUCAGCAAAGCCCUCAAGCUCACCGAGACCCAGAUAAAAAUAUGGUUCCAAAACAGACGAACAAAGUGGAAACGAAAGUACACCAAUGAUGUGGAAUUACUGGCUCAACAAUAUUAUUCCAGUCUUGGUAUACAUGCUCCAAGACCAAUAUUUGUCGGCGAUCGAUUAUGGUUUUUCAAUUAUUCUGGACAUCCACAAGCGGGGACUUCAGUAUUACCGUCGCAUUUUUCUCCAUUAGCAAUUUCGCCAACUCUACCGGUAAUUCGGCCACUUUCGAGCAAUCUCCAAAACGGACAGCACGCAGAGGUUUUUCACAAUAAUUCUGCUAGUCAGCCCAAUUUUAAUUUAUCUCAAAGAUUAGAUUAUAGGCACCAAAACUCCCAAUGAAUGGCAAAGUGUACUUU